Megalops cyprinoides (Indo-Pacific tarpon) is the source of this 2594-nucleotide messenger RNA. It is a transcript of the gene spint2, whose product is annotated as serine peptidase inhibitor, Kunitz type, 2. NCBI's taxonomy places the organism in Eukaryota, Metazoa, Chordata, Actinopteri, Elopiformes, Megalopidae. The record is from RefSeq and is a predicted model, not a curated record. Bases 212 to 1669 code for a protein of 485 amino acids. Gene Ontology annotation, molecular function: serine-type endopeptidase inhibitor activity. The transcript has 9 exons.
UUGAAGGGAAGAAUGCAUCUGACUGAACUGGUCGAAUCCAACAUAAACAGACUGAGCUGUCGUCAUACUGACACAUAAUUGCAGCUCUGUUUUGAGGAAGCACAGCACAGUUUUUGAGGUAGGCGAGUUUACCUUGAGGUUUAAGGUUUAGGACAAAGUUUCGGUUAAAAUAAGAGAAGUUUUGCGCCUCGGUAGGACAUAAUAGGAGGCAAUGACACAGGUGUGGUGCGUCGCUUUGAUCUGCUUCCUGGUCUCGGUACCUGUCCGAGGACAGGAAAGCCAGACAUGCAUCGGGGAAUUCGAAACUCUGCCGGACCACGGGCUUGAGCAGACAUUCUUCGACAACGCCGUGGGUCCCCUGCCGAACGUUUCCGAUGUUAAGGCCUGCCUGGCGGCGUGCUGCGCCAAGGAAGACUGUCAGCUGGCUCUUGUGGGGACCCCACAGGACGGACUGGCUCAGUGCUUCCUGGUCAGCUGCAUGGAGGAUGGGAAAGACGUGUGCAGCCUUCGGCCCCUGCAGGGUUUCACCGUCUACCGCAGGAGCCAGAUCUCCCAGAGAGCCGACAUCCCCAGCCUAGGUUCUACAGAGAGGUGCAGAGCCCCCAUGCUGGUGGGGCCCUGUCGCGCCGCCUUCCCCCGUUUUUACUACGACGCCACCAACCAGACCUGCAACCCCUUCAUCUUCGGUGGCUGCGGAAGCAACGGCAACAUCUUCACGACGGAAGAGGAGUGCAAGUCAACCUGCGACGGAGUCACAGCUGCUGUGACGCCCACUGCUGCUUCCUCAGGCCCGGUCGCCAGGAGGGUCGCCUUGGCCUAUGGUAAGCACCCACAGUCGAUGGCUAACCUGUACACUGUAGAGAUCAGGGCCAAGCUAGGGUGUGGAAUAAUGGAUGAUCCUGUUUUUAGUCCAUCCCAAGCCCCGAUUUCACUCUUCUCAUUAGGUGCCCAUGUAGUUAAGGUGAGUGUGUUUGGCGAUACAGUGCCUUGUUUUAUAAUCGCAUAUACCAAUGUUUUCCCAGCCAGUCCUUCCGAAGGUCCCCUUCCUACCAUGACGGAGGAUGAUUUUGCAGCGCAGUGCCAGGCAGAGCCGGUGUCCGGUCCCUGCCGCGCCUACAUGCCGCGGUUCUUCUACAACAGCACUACGCGCACCUGCCAGAGUUUCAUCUACGGGGGCUGCAGAGGCAAUAAGAAUAGCUACGCCAGCGCCAACGAGUGCCACGCCACCUGCACAGUGACAGUCAUCCCCAAUGCCAAGAAAGCCUCUGCACAGAAGCCCACUGAUGACCAAGAGGCCUGCACGGCAGCCUACAAGUCGGGCCCCUGCCGCGCCCACUUCCGCAUGUUCUACUUUGACCCCGCCACCCAGACCUGCAAGCAGUUUACCUACGGGGGUUGCCAAGGCAACGCCAACCGCUACGGCACAGAGGAGGAGUGCAUGGCAAAAUGCAGCGGGGCGGGGAAAGUGGAAGAGCAUGGACACCACCACAUGUCUCGCUGGACUCCAGCCUUCUUCCUGGUGGCGACGCUGGCCAUCAUGUCCAUCCUGCUCCUGGUGGGUCUCCUGCUGGUGUCCGUGCGGAAGGUGAGGUCCCACCGCCGCCACCGCCGGGACGACAAGGAGGAGCUGCUGCCCGAGGACCAGCUGGCCUCGGAGGUGCACGCCUAAGGAGGGGCACGCAGCAACCACCCAGCAAAGCCGUGUUCAUAAAGCGCUACCUUUUAUUGUACAGACAGGUCAUACUGCACCAUUAGGAGUAUAACGACAAAAACAACAGCAAAACUGCCUGACACAUGAAAAGGUCAAAUCUCACUACAUUCUGUAAUUUAUAUUCUUGGAGCUUCUUUUAUCGGUCACGCUUAAAAUCAGCGCUAAAUUUACUGUUGGCCACAGAUUUUGGGUUUAUCGAAUCUUCACGUGUGUGUCUGUUCUGGUCUCCGCCAUGAAAUGCAGUGGUCCAGCUGCUAAAAGGGAAUAAAUUCAGCUUUGAAUUCAGGCCUUGAUGAAUAAUGAAUGGUAAUGUCUGAGGUUAAAAAAGUUUAAAGGAGUGUUUGGUUCCCCAUUGUGAAAAGUGCGCCUGAAAAUCCUGCUUGGCAACAAAUUACAUGAGCUGUUAUCUAGACUUCGCCAGACUGCUGGACGCUCUGUAAUUGAUUAGAAAUGGCUGAGUGUAAAAUUUGAUGAAAUACGGGUACAGUCACUUUUUCAGAAGAGAACUGUGGCUGGAGAAUGGCAGGGCUUUCCCUUGGAUCCGAGAAUCAUUGAACCACGCCAAACCACACCAUAACAGGGGACCGCAACAUUUGACUGAACUCACCACUGCCUGCCACUAAGUGCAAAUGUUGCCUUUUCCUCUUCAAGAACGCUUGCAUUUAUGUGUCGGUCAGAACCAGGGACAAACGUGAAUUGUUUUGCGGAAGUAUAUUUUCAAAAGGAGAUAUUACUUUUAAAAUUCUAACAAAACAUUUAUAUCAAGAAUACAUUCAUAGGCAAAACAAUCAUAGCAGGAGCUGGACCCACAGAGUAUUCCAAACCACACGGGGCUCCCCUUUGUGCUUUUGGCCUGUACUGACCUAAUCCAGCUACGUGAAAA